Molecule: messenger RNA, 2802 nt
Organism: Oppiella nova
Lineage: Eukaryota; Metazoa; Arthropoda; Arachnida; Sarcoptiformes; Oppiidae
Source: the annotation of a GenBank genome assembly
AUGUUACCACGUGGAGGUCGUGGUGAUGGCGGCACCGGUAGGGGUGGGGCUGACCACCAGAGGGGCAGAGGUGGUGGUACUCGUGGGCCGGGCUAUGGUGUGGCGCAUGGAGGCGGUGGUGACACCCCAUACACGGGACCCGAUGUACGCACACUGUGUCGCGACAUGACAUCCCUGGCCAUCGGGGGUGUGGCCACCAGUCGCGGCACUCAGGGAACGCCCAUUCAGUUGAUCGCAAAUCACUACCGUCUGGAAGGACUCGAAGACAUCACGUGUUUGUUGUAUGAAAUAGACAUUCGUCUGAUUCGCGGGGACGGGAGGGGAACGUUGGCCAUGACGGCCGCACCGGCAGCUCUGGGCGUUGAGGGCCGGCGACUACGCAAUGACCGCAAAGCCGAUAACCGCCAGAUUCUGGAUCAGAUGACUCGCGAGUGGCCCGAAGUGUUCGCCGACCGUAUGUACGCUUUCGACGGCCAGAAGUACCUCUACAGCGGUCGCCAGUUAGCCCUACCGCCCGGUGCCGGACAACAGCCCCGAGUGGUUAACAUUCAGUUCGACGGACAGCCGGUGCAGACGUUUGAGGUGCGGAUCAGUUUCACGAAACCCAUCGCUUUCAACGUAAUCAACGGCUACUUCGCCGGUAAGAACCGCGCGCCCAGUGAUGAGGACUUCCGCGAAGCCAUUCAGGCGCUGGAGAUUGUGCUCCGGUAUGUGUCGGGAGGCAUACGGGUGCCCAUCGGUCGCAAUCUGUACGCCACGACCGGUCGUAAGGCUAUUGUGGGAACCAAUGCCGAGAUAGCCUUCGGACACUCGCAGGCCAUACAAGUGACCCAAACGGGCCUCACGUUGAAUGUCGACCGCACGGCUACUCUUAUACUGAGCGCCGGUAGUCUACCGGAGUUUAUCGCAAAGGAGUUCCGUAUUCAAGACAUUAGGCGACAGGUGUUCGACGAGGAGCUGAUCCAAAGAGUCACCAAAAGGAUUAAAGGCCUCAAGAUAUACACCAAUCAUAUCGCGGGUCAAAAGCGCCGGUAUUUCGUGGAGACGAUGACUUGGAUGCGACCCCAUGACCACCAGUUCCCCGACCAGAACGGGAACAUUACUUCUGUGGAGCAGUACUUCAAACAACACUAUAAGACGGAAUUGGAGUUGCGAAACGUACCGCUCAUUAAGACCCGGGGCUCCGGCAAUACGCACCUACCGGUCGAGGUGUGCCACCUGUACGAGAAUCAGCCGAUGCCCAAAAAGCUGGUCACACCCGCCAUGACCCGCGAGAUCGUCACGGCGUCCAACAGCCAGAGCCCGACCACACGGUUCGGACGCAUACAGCAAUCAGUCGAAGAGGUGGCGACUGAGAGUCGGGACCUAAUGGCCAGCUUUGGGAUGACUAAAGGGCUGAGUUUAGCGCCCAUUAGGCUGACGGGACGGGUGCUGAAGGCGCCGACACUUCAAGGCUCGCAGAAUCGCGUAAAACUGGGCCAACCGUUGAACCGCUAUUUGGUUUUCAUUGUGUCGGAAGCCGUGCGAAAGGACCUGAAGGCCUAUUUCAACCCAUUCUUCACGCAACUCGUGAGCACCGGUAGGGAAAUGGGUAUCGCUAUCCGCGCGCUCAGCACUACCACUAAACCACCAGAACUCCAGAACUGUGAGUAUAGGUCUGUGGCGGACAUUAGGGGCGCAUUCAAGGCGGCCGCGGUGGACACGCAAAUGAUAUUCUUCGUGAUUCCCGACGUGAAUGACAUCUACUAUGGGAUCAAAUUCUGCGGUGAUGUCGAGUACGGGAUACCCACGCAGUGUAUCCUCGAUAAGCACUUGAUGUCCACUCCGAGGGGUUAUUUCAGUAACAUUUUGCUGAAAAUAAACGCCAAACUCAACGGUCAGAAUCAGGUGUUGCAGCCGUCGGACAGACCCUCGGCUAUAGUGUCGCCGCGUGUCGGCCCCCAGAGCCUCACCCGUCGCACAAUGGUUGUGGGCGUGGAUGUGACACAUCCGGGCACUAAUCCGUUGGCCAACGAGCGGGUGGUAUCAUCGAUAGCGGCAUCGGUGGCCAGUUAUGACCCCGAGUUCAGCAAAUUUAUGGUCACAAUCGCCGGACAACCACUGAAUACAGAAAUUAUCCCCAAUUAUGACGAUAUGUUUGUCACACAUCUCAAGACAUUUAUGGCUAAAAAUAAUAUGAUUUUACCGCAAAGUGUGAUCGUAUACAGGGAUGGCGUAUCCGAUGGACAGUUCGCUCACGUGAAAGAGAAUGAGAUACCACUCAUUGAGAAGGCGUUCCACCGAUUGAACCCUAGAUUUGAGUUCAAAGUGACGGUGUUUGUGGUGCAGAAGCGACACCACACGAGGUUUGUGGCAUACGAUAGGAUUGUGAACUACAAGGGAAAGGAGCAGAACAUCCCCGCGGGAACGGUAGUCGACCACACGAUCACUAAUCCCCUGCACAAUGAGUUUCAUUUGUGUUCACACAAAGGAUUACUCGGAACGUCACGUCACGGGAAGUAUGUCUGCCUCCGGGACGACCACAACCUCUCGGAAGACCAGAAGCAGCAAAUGUCGUACUACUUGUGCCAUACGUACUGCCGGUCCGCGACUCCCAUAUCGAUACCAACACCCGUACAAUACGCCCAUUUGGCGGCCUAUAGGGCUAAACAACACAUCGCCGCACAGAAUGUCGAGUUUGAGUUCAGGGUUAGGGAUGAGACCAAUGACAGGAAAGAGGAACGGGAGGCCAGGAAUAUAGCGCUACUAAAUGAUAAAGUAUCCAUUAAUCCCAAAAUCAUUUUGUCGCCAUAUUUUGCUUAA